AAUAAUAGAUGAAUAUAUUUGAUCCUUUCCGAUAUUGAAUUUAAGCCCAAAACUGUCCUGUUAUUUCUUGUAAGGUCACUUCUUGCUUUUGACGGCAGUGGGACUAUCUGAAAAAGAGAUAAAAGGAAAAGCGGCACCGUUUUAAUCUCUCUUUCUUGAUCAAGAUUAAUCGGGAUUCAUCAAUGGAGACGACACACAUGAAGAGCUUCCUCAACAAACUCUCCUUCACAUCCAUUACAAUUGCAACACUAACACUUCUCCUCCUUUACCUCAAAACCCCAGAGACCUGCAUCAAUCCCCAUCCAAAACCCCACCAAAAAUUCCCCAAAUCCACCUGCGAUUUCACCCAUCGGUCUUUCACCACUAUAAACAAACACAAUCACCGUAUAUGGUCUACCAAAUCAUGGAUCCAAACAGUCCAUUCUUUUACAGUCCAAUUCCAAUCCCUCCAGGCUCAAAAUUUCUUCUCCAACGAUUCUCGCAUCUUAGUUGUGUCAGCCGGGGCGGGUCAUUCUGUUAUGGCCCUUAACAACAUGGGAGUUAACAAUGUCUCCGGUUUCGAGCUCGUUGAAUCGCCUCCUCUCGUGCGCCGUGCGGAUCCACACAAUCUGCCCUUUUUCGAUGAGAUGUUUGAUCUCGGAUUCAGCCCAUAUUUAGAAUGGGCCUUGUUUCCGGCCCGAUACGUGGGGGAAAUGGAGAGAACGGUGAGAGAUGGCGGUGCGUGUGUUGUGGCUGUGGAAGAGUGUGGUGGCAAAGAGGUGAAAGAGGUGGUGAAAUUGUUCAAAAACUCGAAGCUGUUGUUGGUGAAGAACGUGACUUUGGGUGGAGAAAGAAGGACAAGCAUCGUAAUGAAAGUUGUAAAGUGAUUAAUUAAGCCCAAAAAAAUAAAAAAUUGUAAAGUGACUGAAUUUAUUGUGGCACGAACACUGAUAUAUAUAUUUUCAAGGUUUAUUCUUUGUUCAAUUCAGUUGUAAUUGAUUUGCUCAGUAACCAUCG
Molecule: messenger RNA, 996 nt
Organism: Solanum dulcamara
Lineage: Eukaryota; Viridiplantae; Streptophyta; Magnoliopsida; Solanales; Solanaceae
Exons: 1
Coding region: 183-866 (227 amino acids)
Molecular function (GO): S-adenosylmethionine-dependent methyltransferase activity
Source: RefSeq, a predicted model, not a curated record